Molecule: messenger RNA, 1116 nt
Organism: Ixodes scapularis (black-legged tick)
Lineage: Eukaryota; Metazoa; Arthropoda; Arachnida; Ixodida; Ixodidae
Exons: 2
Coding region: 1-1116 (371 amino acids)
Source: RefSeq, a predicted model, not a curated record
AUGGAUUUACGUCCAAGAGGAGCCCUCUCACGCAAUCGCCAUCACAACAGACUAAAGGGCAACGCAUUGAACGCUAUUCUCGCGGAGCUUCGCGUCACCAACGACUUCCAAGAGUUCUUGCAACUGGAAGUGAAGACGGAAAGGAGACGGCUCCUGCUUUUUUAUGCUGAAAAAGACCUGGAAGUGAUUCUCAAUGUUGAAUUCAUUCUUGCGGACGGCAAUUUUAAAUAUAACCCCAGUGAAUUUCACAGCCCAUGGCAAUUCUACACUGCACAUGCCAUUGUUAAACGGGAAGCGCAUCCCAUCGUUUAUGCUCUGAUGCAGUCAUGCGACGUUCAGGCCUACGAGGUUGUUUUCGGCACCUUAAAGACUUCACUUGAGACCAAGUUCGAGGGAGUCGGUGGCCUCUCAACCUCCACCACGUGGCACUUCGACUACGAGUCCGCAGCUAUCCAGGCUGUGAUGAACGUCUUCAAGACCACCGCGCGAUUUCCGAAGGUACGUGGCUGCGCAUUUCACUUUGCGAAAGCCAUUAACACCAAGCGCGACGAACUGGGGCUCAGGGCUCUUUGCCGUGACGACCCUGAGGUGAACAAAAGGUUCGUCAGAAUUCGUCACCUGCCUUUCGUUCCGGACCACUGCCACGUGCUGUUUUCAAGUGACCUUCUUGCAGCGAAACCAAAUCUACCCCAGCUGAAUGCCGCUCGCCUGGACCAGUUCAUCCGGUACUUCAGGAACUUCUGGCUAUCCCAUAGCAUUAUCAGAGAGAUUUGGGGACAGUUUGGAAAUCGGGGUCCAAGGACGACGAACGUAGUUGAGGGGUGGCACAACGGCCUGCAUAGUCGCCUUUCAAGUCGCCAUCCCGACCUGACUGAAUUUAUUCAGUUCCUUCAGGUUGCGCAGCAUGCCGCACAGAAUCGAAUUCAAGCUCUUCUGCUUGAUCCGCUCGCUGUGGCAAGACCUACAUCAAGCUUCGUCUCGGCAAGAAACGAGAGGCUCCACGCAGAAAUGGAUGCCUUUGCCUCAUUCACCAGCGGCAAUGCUGCCACCUACCAGGACGUCUGCAAUUACGUGGACAGGAUCGCGAGCACUGGUGUGCUCCCAGCGGCUACUUAA